Penicillium macrosclerotiorum is the source of this 1947-nucleotide messenger RNA. Its product is annotated as protein serine/threonine kinase activating protein nimO. The coding region runs from base 1 to 1947 and encodes 648 amino acids. The record is from RefSeq and is a predicted model, not a curated record. NCBI's taxonomy places the organism in Eukaryota, Fungi, Ascomycota, Eurotiomycetes, Eurotiales, Aspergillaceae. Gene Ontology annotation, biological process: positive regulation of nuclear cell cycle DNA replication; regulation of cell cycle phase transition. The transcript has 3 exons. Gene Ontology annotation, molecular function: nucleic acid binding; protein serine/threonine kinase activator activity; zinc ion binding. Gene Ontology annotation, cellular component: Dbf4-dependent protein kinase complex; nucleus.
AUGGCUGCUGUGUUCGUGCCGCCGUCUCCCCAGCCCUCCCUGAACAUGUCGACUCGCCGCCCGCUCGCCAACGUGCCGAAUGCUACCAAUUCCCCCCAUAGGGCUGGACUCGUGCCGGCCAAGCGAGCCCGAUCCGGCCAGAUCGAGAUUCCACAUGGUCAGCCUCCGCCAAAGAAACAGGUGAUGGAGGCUGUGGAGCAGGGUACUCGGUCUCCCUCGCGGAGUCGAUCGACGACAUACCAGGGUACCGAAUCGAAGUUGUUCGCGCGUCGGCCCAACAACAACAACCCGAGUGCUUUCGAGAAAAAGCUGGUGGCGGCACGAGAAAAAGAGCGUAACCCACAUCUGAAGGGCACGAAAACGGAGAAGCCCUCAGCUGAUACUCUGGACACAAUUCGCCAAUGGCAACGGCAUUAUCGCAAAGCGUUCCCCCAAUUCGUGUUCUACUUCGACAGUAUUCCUGAGGAUGUUCGUCGAAAGUUUUCUCGCCAGGUUGUCGCUCUUGGAGCUCGCGAGGAGAAAUUUUUCUCCCGUCUAGUUACUCACGUUGUUACCUCGCGUCCGAUUCCGCCGGAGACUGCCACUACCAGCCCGACCGAGGAGUCGACACCUGCCGCAGAUGGAGCCAAUGGUGAAACCAACAUGCAAACCGUGAAUCCUUCCUUGUUGGAAAAGAAUGCCGACUUCCACGUCUCGUUGAAGAAUGAUGCCCGUCGUGACCAAGGAACUAUGGAUAUUUUGCAACGAGCCCGGCAGAUGGGGAUGAAGAUUUGGGCCCUAGAAAAGCUGCAGCGGAUGAUCACUACGAUCAACGACAACGAUAUUGGUGGCCAGGGCGACAGUGCCUCUCGAAGCAAAGUCGGAGGCGGAAGCACUGCUCACGGUAGAGGAGAUAACGACCUUUCGCGUGUGCUCCGCCAUGAACUCCUGAACGGGCCCUCCGACCGAGACCCGUUCUCUUCGCUGGAAAUAGUGAUGUUCAAGGGCCCCUUCAUCUACAUUCACGACAUGAACGAGAAGACGAAGCCGGUUAUGGUCCGGGAGUACCCUCGAGUGGCCAGACGACAGGACGGAACAUGGCCACAAUUCAGAAGUGCGCCUCUGGGAAAGUGUCCCUUCAUUGACGAGCCGCCAAGUAGAAAGGAAUAUGACCGACAUCGUAUGCGUCAAACCCAAAAAGAGAAGAAAAUGGCGAUGACCAAAGUGGAUGAACCUUCCGGCAAACAACCCACAGCUUCAACUACUGAAGAAACCAUUGACACACAGCUGGUGACAGACUUGUCAAAGCCAAAGAAGCUUUCAGAAGACUUGAUACUCGGUAAACAGCCUGAGGUUCUCAAAAAGCCAUUGCUUGAAGAAAAUCAUGAACGCAAGAGCUCAGAAAGCUUCAUACCUCUGCAUUUCCCUCGGACUGGACCCUUCUACACUGGCCGGGAGCCCGCUGCAUCUGGAGUUCAGCCAUCCAAUGUCACAUCUGCUAUUCGUUCCCAGAUGAUCUCCUCUACCGCUGCUGGGCCAGGCGCAAAAGCAGGACUCAGCAAGGAACUUUACGGGCUCCAAAGAAAGGUCCUCGAAAAGGGCACUGGUACUAUUGUGACUGGAACAAUGGGUGCUCCUCAACGCCCUAGCACCGGAUCGGGAAGCCACCAUACACACUCUGCCAAAUCUAUUGCCAUUGAGAAGGAUGCCCCACCACAGGAUGUUGCCGGCACAAAACGCCGACGAGAUGAACAAGUGGACAGUCAGCAGAAAAAACCGGAGCGUCGAAGGGACCCGAAGCCUGGAUACUGUGAGAACUGCCGAGAUAAGUUUGAUGACUUUGAAGAGCACACAAUGACUAGAAAGCACCGCCGAUUUGCCCAGAAUACGUCUAACUGGGCUGAACUUGAUGCUCUGCUGUUUGAGAUCCAACGACCGCUCAAAGAGGAAUAUGAAUUUGACGAGUGA